Messenger RNA from Trypanosoma conorhini, 2358 nucleotides. RefSeq names its product putative serine/threonine-protein kinase. Gene Ontology annotation, molecular function: protein kinase activity; ATP binding. Gene Ontology annotation, biological process: protein phosphorylation. NCBI's taxonomy places the organism in Eukaryota, Euglenozoa, Kinetoplastea, Trypanosomatida, Trypanosomatidae. The coding region runs from base 1 to 2358 and encodes 785 amino acids. The record is from RefSeq and is a predicted model, not a curated record. The transcript has a single exon.
AUGGAGAACUACGUUCCGAUACGGGUGUUGGGCAAAGGGAGCUUUGGCUCCGCCUGGCUCGUGCAGCGGCGCAGCGACAGGAUGCAGUUUGUCGCGAAGGAGGUGCGGCUGCUCGGGAUGAAGCCUGCGGAGCGGGAGAGCGCGAAGCACGAGAUUGACGUCCUGCGCACCCUGCACCACCCCAACAUCACCCGCUACGUGGACCACUACGAGCGCAACGGUUCACUGUACAUUGUGAUGGAGUACGCCAACGGCGGCGACCUCUACACCAAAAUUAGAAACCGCAGGGGGGCGCGUUUCACGGAGACGGAGAUUCUGCACUACUUUUCCCAGCUUUGCCUCGCGCUUCUUCACCUGCACGAGCGUCACAUUUUGCAUCGCGACCUCAAGACCCAAAACGUCUUCUUGACGAAGGAUGGAAUUGUAAAGUUGGGGGACUUUGGCAUCAGCACCGUCCUGCGGAACACGUUUGAGCUGCGGCGGACGGUGUGUGGCACGCCCUACUACUUUUCCCCCGAGCUCUGCCUCAACAAACCGUACAACAACAAGAGCGAUAUCUGGGCGCUGGGUUGCAUUUUGUACGAACUCACAACACUCACGCACGCCUUUGAUGGAAAUAACAUGAAGGCGCUUGUACAGAAAAUCCUAAAGGGGGUGUAUCCUCCGAUUCAUAGCAGUUACUCACCGAACCUCUCCAAGUUGAUUUCAGCCAUGCUGCAGAUCGACCCAAGGCUGCGUCCCAACGUUAGUCAACUCAUUCUCCUUCCGUACAUCCGUGACUCGCUGUCGAGUCUGCAGAGAGCCGUGCAGGUUGCCCACCACGAUCAUAAGCCGUUUGGCCCAUCGGGGGAAAAGGAGGAGCCCGCCCGCCUGCAACAGCAGCCGCCACCGCAGCAGCCGCCGCAGCAGGAUGGGGCGCAAGAAGCCGAGGAGCGACGGAAGGAAGAACAGGCGAAGGGGUUGAAGUUGGCGAAGGAGCGACAACAGCUGCGGCAGCAAAUGGAGCAGCGACAGCGCGAGAACGAGGAGCGGCUGCGGCAAAUACAGGUGCAGCAGCGGCAGGCAGAAAUUGAGCGCAAUCAACGGAAAAAGGAGUUGGAGGCACGGGUGCGCGAGCAACGACGUGAGGCAGAGAAACGCGCCAAGGCGCAGGCCGUUGUUUACAAACAGCGAGAGGAGGAAUGGGAGCGUAAUUUGCGGGAACAGGCCGAGGAGAAUAGACGCAAGCAACGCGAGGAGGAACGUCUUGCACGUGAGAGAGCGGGGCAGGAUGCGCUUCGUGAGAGGCUUCUCAAGAACGAUGUCAAUGGUAACGGCAAUGGACAACUGGAGAAGCCGGCGCCGUCAGCCGCUGCUACGGCCGCCGAGUUGUACCGGGAGAUGCGACGCCAGGCUGCCCUGAACAAACAGCGCAUGUUGGAAGACAUGCGGGCAUUGCCGGAGCGUGCGGAUCCCCCUGUCGUUUCCGCCGCGGCGGGGCAAAGGCGAGUGCCACCGCUUUCGCCAGAGUCUCCACCGCAUGCUCGGCAGUGUCAAAUUAACUCCUUGGGGAAGAUGACACCGGCGGAGGCGGAGGAGGCGCGCCGGCAGGUGUACUUGCAGAUGCGGCGUGAGGCACAAGAGAAUAAGCGGCGUGCACUUGGCCUUGAUGGGGCCCCAGGUGUUGCGUUACCAAAGCACCAGCCACCGGCGCAGCAACGACCUGAGGCAACACCGCAACACGAGCCAAAGCAGGAGCAGCGGCAGGAAGCACCACCACCAGUACCGCAACAAGAACAACAGCAGCAGCGAGCAUUGGAGGAAGCCGCGAAGGGAGGACAAGCCGUAGUGUGCGCACAGCGUGUAGCGGAGAGCGCUGCGCCCCGUGUUUCGACGCCCCCGCCGGCUGUGGAGGAGGCACCUGAAUGCCCAGCGCCAGAUGGUGGGACGACGACACCUGACGACGACCGUGCAGGGAAGAGGCGGGAUGAGGAUUAUAGCGCUCUGCAAACUGUUAUUGAUGCCGCAUUAACGAACGACGAGCCGCGUGCGGAUGUGAAGGACUUUCAUGAUGAGGCCUUCUCCGACGGAGACCCGUCAAAGUUCAUGCUGGAUGGGCAGACGCUUGUGCUUCCAAACGUUCAAGCAACGGACCCGCUGAUGCAUCGCAUCGAAUCCCUUCGUUUAUUCCUUGAGGGCCAGUUGGGCGAGUCUGCACUGAUGGCCUCGUACCGUCAAAUGAACAAUAUAGCCGUGGACGACGACGAGGCGAUGCAGCGUGUAGCAGACAUGCUGCCGGAGGAGCAACAAAAAUUUAUCCCUCUAAUUGCACAGCUGAUCGUAUGCGAGGACGCAUUCAAUCGUCAGCUUCUACAGUAG